Messenger RNA from Lathyrus sativus (Indian pea), 378 nucleotides. Lineage: Eukaryota; Viridiplantae; Streptophyta; Magnoliopsida; Fabales; Fabaceae. The record is from the annotation of a GenBank genome assembly.
AUGAUUGAGGUCGACACUUGGGCUACGAUUGUUAAAGCUCGAGUGUUCAUGAAUGAUUUGUUGCAUAAAUCACAUGUGUUAUCUUCUGUUUGGACAGGUUGUAAAGAGGUUUUAGAAGAUUUAAUGCAAAAUUCUAUGUGGAGUAUAGGUAAAGGCAACAAAAUCAAUGUCUGGUGUGAUAACUGGUGUGGGAAACCCCUAGUUUCCAUGCUUCAAGUUCCUGUUGUUCAGUGGCCGCUGCUGAAGGCAGAUUUGAGUUCCAUUUUGUGCGAUAAUUCUUUCAACUUGCCUUCAGGUCUGAUCCGACUCUACCCCGACCUUCCUAAUUUGGUCUCCAAUAUUUUUAUGAACUAUUUGAGUGAAGAUAAACUUGUUUAG